Molecule: messenger RNA, 363 nt
Organism: Lycium barbarum (goji berry)
Lineage: Eukaryota; Viridiplantae; Streptophyta; Magnoliopsida; Solanales; Solanaceae
Exons: 1
Coding region: 1-363 (120 amino acids)
Source: RefSeq, a predicted model, not a curated record
AUGGCUAACGCAUCCAAGUUGCAUCCUGCAACUACAGUCACCAAUAUCAAAUCCUACAUUCCUAUUGUUCUUGACUAUGAAGAAAGCCAAUACAAUAACUGGGCUACCCUCUUCAAGCUCCAUUGCCGAGCGAAUUUGGUAAUUGAUCACAUCUUACCUCCUGCCUCCCCCACCGUCUCAUCCACAGCAACCGAAGCCGAGAAAAUUGCUGCAAAGGCUCUAUGGGAACGGCUAGAUGACAUCGUACGACAAUGGAUAUAUGGUACGAUAUCCAAUGAUCUUCUCAACACAAUCAUUCAUGAAGAGGACACCGCAGCCGAGGCCUGGAAUCGCCUUGUUCAUCUCUUCCAGGACAACAAAUAG